Messenger RNA from Solanum pennellii, 1663 nucleotides. RefSeq names its product BTB/POZ and MATH domain-containing protein 4-like. The coding region runs from base 211 to 1437 and encodes 408 amino acids. The record is from RefSeq and is a predicted model, not a curated record. Gene Ontology annotation, molecular function: protein binding. Lineage: Eukaryota; Viridiplantae; Streptophyta; Magnoliopsida; Solanales; Solanaceae. Gene Ontology annotation, biological process: protein ubiquitination. The transcript has 4 exons.
AAGUUGCAAUGAUUCAUAAAUUCUCAAUUUGAGAUUUCUAUGUAAGUUCUUAGAACUAAGAAAAUUAAAAAAAAAAAUUUGUACAGAAAAAAUUCUCUCAGAAAAAAUCUUAUAAAUCCAUUGUUUCUUCAUCUUCAAUUCUGUGUUUUAACCCUAAAAAAUCUAUGAAUUUUCCCUUUUUAUCGAACUGUAUAGUUUGUUGAAUUCGCAAUGUCAGAGUUACCGACAAUCACUCAUGUUUCCGAUACGAUCGCCGUCGGCGAGUUAGCACCGCCGACGAGUUCUCGUUCUGUGACUGAUACGGUUAACGGGUCGCACCACUUCGUGAUCUCUGGUUAUUCAUUGGCUAAAGGGAUGGGUGUCGGAAAACACAUCGCAAGUGAUACUUUCACCGUCGGAGGUCAUCAGUGGGCGAUUUACUUUUAUCCUGAUGGAAAGAAUCCGGAAGAUAAUUCGGCGUAUGUGUCUGUGUUUAUUGCGUUGGCUAGUGAAGGAACGGAUGUUAGGGCUUUGUUUGAGUUGACUCUGAUUGAUCAGAGUGGUAAAGAGAAACAUAAGGUUCAUAGCCAUUUCGAUCGGUCUCUUGAGAGUGGACCGUAUACCUUGAAGUAUCGCGGCAGCAUGUGGGGAUACAAACGGUUUUUUAGACGAGCGUUGCUUGAGACUUCAGAGUAUUUGAAGGAUGACUGCUUGAAGAUUAAUUGCACUGUUGGAGUCGUGCGCUCCACAAUAGAGUGUUCGAGCUUGCAUACAAUUCAGGUCCCAGACUCGGACAUGGGAACACAUUUUGGCAUGCUUUUGGAAAAUAUGGAAGCUUCAGAUGUUAUUUUCAAUGUGUCUGGUGAAAUGUUUCAUGCCCAUAAGUUGGUAUUGGCCGCUCGUUCUCCUGUAUUCCACUCUGAAUUCUUGUGUGGACAUGAAGGCGAUGCGCAGGAAAUUGUGGUCAAUGAUAUGGAACCUAAGGUCUUCAAAGCUAUGCUGCACUUCAUAUACAAAGAUGCUCUUGUAGAAGAAGAGCUAGAGGCAACUAGAACUUCUACUACCCCCUGUAUAUCUGACACUCUGACAGCAAAAUUGUUAUCAGCAGCUGAUCGGUAUGAUUUAACACGACUGAGGAGGUUGUGUGAAUCUCAUCUUUGCAAAGAUAUCUCUAUCAACUCUGUUGCACAAAUUCUUGCUUUAGCAGACCGUUACCAUGCCGCUGAGCUCAAAUCAGUUUGCCUAAGUUUUGCUGCUGAAAAUCUUUCUGCUGUGAUGCAAUCAGAUGGCUUUGAGUACCUUAAAGAAAAUUGCCCCGCUCUUCAGUCAGAGCUUCUUAAAACUGUGGCAGGUUGCGAGGAUGACAGUAGCAGUGGAGGUGGGAAGUCAAAAAGUGUUUGGGCACAACUUUCAGACGGUGGUGAUACCAACGGGAGGAGGAUCAGGCAAAAGACCUGAUUUUAGAUGUAGGAAAUUGUUAAAAUUUGUUGAAUGUAUAUUGGGGGGGAUGUAGUGGAAAUGUUGGGAAACUACAACAAUAGUAAUAGAAAGGUAAAUGUUCAUUAGGUUUCUGUGACAUCUUUGAUGAACGUCUUGUGUGUGUGAUAUGUAUAAUCUGAAAGUUGCUAAAUACACCAAUGUGUACUUUCGUGAUGUUAUUAUGACAAGUAGGCUUUUGCAUGAA